Molecule: messenger RNA, 4637 nt
Organism: Carcharodon carcharias (great white shark)
Lineage: Eukaryota; Metazoa; Chordata; Chondrichthyes; Lamniformes; Lamnidae
Gene: pdpr
Product: pyruvate dehydrogenase phosphatase regulatory subunit
Exons: 18
Coding region: 200-2875 (891 amino acids)
Cellular component (GO): mitochondrial matrix; mitochondrion; cytoplasm
Molecular function (GO): protein binding; oxidoreductase activity
Source: RefSeq, a predicted model, not a curated record
CUGGUUGGAUCGGACCGGAUAUCGCUGGCGGCGGAGGAGGAGGUGAAGCUGAAGCUGAAGCUGCUGCGAGGCGGGUCGUGCUAUGUUGCUGAGGCCGGCUUGUUGCCGGCUCUCGUCGACCCGCACUGGCAAAAAUCGGGGCGAAGGGCGGCCUCGUUUUACUAUCCUGUCUGUCAUCCUGUCUAUUUCUUGGUGAACAAUGAGGAGUUGCUCUGUGCCUGGAAGGAGCUGUCUUCGGGCUGAGAUGUUUCCUCGGCUACUGACUGACAUUGUCUACCCCUUGCAACGCCAUUUGUCUAGUAGCUGCCGGAGGGGAAGCUCAACAGCACCUGUGUCAAAUGUGAGCCCAUUGCCUUCCCAGGCCCAUGUUGUGAUUUGCGGAGGAGGAAUUGUUGGUUCAUCAGUGGCAUAUCAUCUCUCCAAACUGGGCUGGAAUGAUGUUGUGUUACUGGAGCAAGGGCGGUUGGCUGCAGGAACUACCCGGCUCUGUGGUGGCAUUGUAAGCACCGUCAAGCACAUCAGCAUAGAAACAAAGAUGGCUGACUAUUCAAACAAACUUUACCAGCGAUUGGCGCAAGAAACUGGUGUCCAGACAGGUUACAUCCAGACUGGUUCAAUCUCACUGGCUCAUACUCAGGACAGACUCAUCUCCCUGCGUCGUCUCGUCUCACGAUUACAGGUUAUGGGAAUCCCUUGUGACAUCAUCAGUCCGAAACAAGUAGCACAGCUGCACCCCCUGGUAAAUAUUCAUGACCUGGUGGGAGCAAUGCAUGUCCCAGGGGAUGCAGUCAUCUCCCCACCGGAUGUUGUUCAGGCACUCGUGACAGCUGCUGUACACAAUGGUGUCCAGAUAUAUGAAGGGACCAGUGUCAGUCACGUGAUGGUUGAGAAGGGUCAUAUAACUGGAAUUGAAACUGACAGAGGGCAUAUAGAAUGUGAAUACUUUGUGAACUGUGCAGGCCAGUGGGCCUAUGAGCUCAGCUUAAUGAGUGAUGAGCCCGUGACUGUCCCACUGCAUCCCUGUGAGCACUUUUACCUGGUGACACGGCCACUCAAGCAGGGGCUGCGCCCUGACACGCCAGUAAUCGUGGAUCUGGACGGUAGGAUCUAUGUCCGCAACUGGCAGGGUGGUGUGCUCUCUGGGGGCUUUGAAAAGAACCCAAAACCUAUCUUCACGGAGGGCAGAAACCAACUGGAAUUCCAAAGCAUGCUUGAGGACUGGGAUCACUAUGAGCCGCUGCUGAGUGCAUUGCUACGACGGAUGCCAUCCCUAGAGUCAGCUGAGAUCCUGCAGUUAGUGAACUGCCCAGAAUCCUUCACUGCUGACAUGAGGUGCAUCAUGGGAGAGUCAGCAGCUGUGCAGAACUACUUUGUUUUGGCAGGAAUGAAUUCCAGUGGCUCGUCCUUCGCAGGUGGAGCUGGGAAAUACUUGGCUGAAUGGAUGGUGCAUGGAUACCCCUCAGCAAAUGUCUGGCCAUUGGAUAUCAAACGCUUUGGGGCGCUUCAAAGCAGCCGCACAUUCCUCCGUCAUCGUGUCAUGGAAGUGAUGCCUCUAAUCUAUGAACUGAAGGUUCCUCGUUGGGACUUCCAGACUGGCCGACAGCUCAGGACCUCUCCCCUGUAUGAUCGCCUGGAUGCACAAGGCGCGCGUUGGAUGGAAAAGCAUGGUUUUGAGAGAGUCAAGCACUUUGUCCCGCCUGGAAAGGAUUUGUUGGAAUUAGACCAGAGUAAGACCUUCUACAAACCAGACUGGUUUGAUAUUGUAGGAGCAGAGGUCAAGUGCUGCAAGGAGGCUGUUUGCGUCAUUGAUAUGUCAUCUUUCACCAAGUUUGAACUCAGUUCCUCAGGUGGCCAGGCACUAGAGAUAUUGCAGCACCUCUGCUCCAAUGACUUGGAUGUUCCUGUGGGACACAUUGUGCACACAGGAAUGCUGAAUGAACGGGGCGGCUACCAGAAUGACUGCAGCGUCGUGCGACUUAACAAACGCAGCUUCUUUAUCAUCUCUCCCACGGACCAACAGGUACACUGUUGGUCUUGGCUGAAACAGCAUAUGCCCAAAGACAGUCAGCUGCAGCUGGAGGACGUGACCUGGAAGUACACAGCAUUGAAUUUGAUUGGCCCCCGUGCAAUGGAUGUCCUUUCCGAAUUGUCUUAUGUGCCAAUGACUCCAGAUCAUUUCCCGUCAUUAUUCUGUAAGGAGAUGAGUGUGGGUUACGCUAAUGGUAUCCAGGUGAUGAGCAUGACACAUACAGGAGAGCCUGGCUUCAUGCUGUACAUCCCAAUCGAGUAUGCACUUCACGUCUACAAUGAAAUUAUGAAUGUGGGGCAGAAGUAUGGAAUCCGGAAUGCUGGGUACUAUGCACUGCGCAGCCUGCGGAUCGAAAAGUUCUUUGCGUUCUGGGGUCAAGACUUGGACACGUUUUCAACACCAUUGGAGUGUGGUCGUGAAUUUCGAGUCAAGUUUGACAAGGGGACUGAUUUUAUUGGCCGUGAAGCUUUGUUGCACCAAAGACAGGAGGGGGUUUGCCGUCGGUUCACCAUGUUUAUCCUGGAUGAUCAUGACACUGACCUUGACCUUUGGCCUUGGUGGGGAGAGCCUAUCUACAGGAAUGGCCACUACGUUGGCAUGACAACCAGUAGUGCUUACAGUUACACGCUGGCCCGCCACGUCUGUUUGGGCUUCGUUCACCAGUAUGAUGAAGACACUGGAGCCAAACUGGUGGUGACCCCAGACUUCAUCAAUCGUGGUGACUAUGAGAUUGAGAUUGCCGGACAGCGCUUCAGGGCAAAGGCCAAACUUUACCCAUUCAGUUCCCUGUUUACACAGAAGAGGAGGAAGGAUGAGAUGGAACUAAGCAGCUUUCAGGGGAAGUAAGAGCCACAGCAGCACCUUUGAGUCCAAGGUGGCAAUGGGUCAGUCAUGCACUGCCCAGGAAGGAGAGUGGGGGAAGCUGAAGCCCAUUAUACCAGUGUUGGUGUGCAAAGCUAAUUUCCUCAAUCCCUCACAGAUUCUGUGUGUGUGUGUGUGUGUGUGUGUGUGUGUGUGUGUGCGCGCGUGCGCAAGCGUUUGUGUGUGCAGGCCCCACUCCUGGGUUUAAUGUACAGUGGAAAAUGCUGCUCUUUGUUCUGAGGAAAAGCGAGUGUCGUUUUGAGAGUGGAAUUCAGAGUUGUCUGUACCUUAUAGUCUCUCUCUCUUCUAGCGCCCAGGCCUAUCCUUUACUGAUGGCACAGGCCUCUGGAAUAGUGGGCAUAGGUUGAGGAGUACUUAACCACACCUCCAAUUUGGAAGUGAAACACUGAAUUAAGUACCCUGAUUCAAAAUGUUCUUUCUCUUGUUUUCCCUGCAGAAUAAUGCCAGCAGUGUAGUUUUUAUCGAGUUUCCAGGAGCCAAAUGUGUGAAUGCAGCCUGAAACUCUAGGCUAAGAUCCUGCUAAGUCUGCAGUGCCUCUUCACAAUUUUUUAUCAGAGCUUGAUUACAAGGGUAUUGUUAAAGGGAAACUCUAAGAGCACAACAGUAGUAUUUAGCUGACUUGCUUAUUAACCCAGUCAACAUUCCACCCAUUCAGAGUGGAAUGUUUAUUAUAUUCACCCUGAAGUGAUUAAAGGCAAUAAAUAUAAAGGUAAUUUUAAAAAUUAUUUGUUGCAUAACAAAUUGAACGUGAGCUAGGAUUUCAGUUUUGUGAUGAAUUUGUAGGAGGAGGAAGUAAAUGAAAAUGACUUUUCCCAUAGUCACACUGCUGUUUUGGCAGGGAGAGAUGGACCACUGUUUAACACAACUCAGUGAUGUUACUUCUAUUAAAAUUAGAUUACCUUCCUUCAAAAUAGCCAUUUCUAAAUGUACAGUGAAAGAUAGGAAGAAAAAGCUGAUCCAUUGAGCCUGUCCCAUUUGUGUGGUUCAAUCUGCUUGUAUCAUUCACCCCAUCUGCAUUUAGGCUGCAUACAAUGAAUCUGCACUUGCUCUUCAAGUGAGUCACUUCACAGUGCGCUGUAAUAUAGUCCAGGAGCAUCUCUCAUCUGAAACGUGUUAGCCAAUCCCAACUGUGGUACGGCAGAUUAAGGUGUCCAAGGGCUAUGUCAGAUAUGAGUGGAGAAAAUCAGGAUCUUCCGUUUGUGUUUGUGGGUUGUGAACAACACUGGUGAGACUGCAUUUAUUGGCCAUCCAUAUUUUAGGGUUCCUACAAACUCGGUCUGUUCAAAUUGGAGGACUUUUCAAGGUAAAUUUUUCAUUUUCAAGGACUUAUCUUGGGGCAAAAUGGCCUGAUAUGGAGCAUAUGUAUUCAACCAUCUUAGGGUGGGCUUGUAGAAAAUUCACAUUUCCUCUUUCAAGUCAUGAAGAUCCUUGAACAGUCAGAAAAUGUAUGUGUGGACUUGAAAUGGCCAACCUUUUCCCUUGAUGAUCAAUAGAGCUUUUCCUUUUUACCAGAAUCAUGGAAACUUCUAUGGCCAAUUUAGCUUAUGCAAUCAGUAGAGAUCUGGAUUGUCCUGACUCAUGCUAUUGAAAGGAUAGUCAAGUACGAAAUGUUCUUUCCCUUGCAAAAUUUCAAUCAUGAGGUAAUAUGUUCCUAGCCUCUGACCUCUUGUAACCACAGUAUUUAUAUGGCUAUUCCAGUUCAGUUUCUGGUCAAUGGUAACCACAC